Molecule: messenger RNA, 1116 nt
Organism: Papilio xuthus (Asian swallowtail)
Lineage: Eukaryota; Metazoa; Arthropoda; Insecta; Lepidoptera; Papilionidae
Source: RefSeq, a predicted model, not a curated record
AUUUUUUUUUGUCAAAUUGAUGCACCAUUUGCGCAUCCGUGGGCAAGCAAUUAUUAAUUUAGUCGGACUCGGACUUAAAUAACAUCUUAAAAAUUUACUCAAACGAAUUGAAAGGAAAGUGUAAUUGAUCCAUUACAAAGAAUAUUAUCAUUAUUACUUUUACCACUCUAUGUUGCCUUAGCCUUUAGCUAUAGAGUUGUUUUUGAUUUAUUUUACAUAUUUUAAAAAGAUUAUUAAAAUAAAAUGGAUUUUGUGAAAAAGGGAGAUAAUAUCUUAAUUAUUUGGAAUAAAAGUGAACAAAAUGACAUUGCUAACUUUGUAAAUGAAAUUAAAAGCAUAGCUACAGAAGGAAAUGUUUUUCUAGAAAACUCCACAAUGAUCAAUGACUCAUCUAGACCUAAAUCUUCAUUUGAUGCUGUUCUAUGCAAUCUCAUUCCACCGCAUUCCGUUGAACACAGUGAUAGUUUAUUAUCCUUAAUAAUAAAGAUUCUUAAGCCAAGUGGUAGAUUAACUGUCAAAGAUAAUACAGAUCUGUCCAGUACAUUAAAACUCAAUGGUUUUGUUAAUGUAACAAAAAGUGCUGAUAAUACAUACAUUGCAGAAAAACCUAAAUUUGAGGUGGGUUCAAAAGUAUCAUUAAAACUGGGACAAAAGCCUGCAGUAUGGAAAUUAGAUGACACAGUAGAGGAGGCAUGGACAGGAGGCAACAAUGAUGAAAUUAUUGAUGAUGAUCAACUUCUGGACGAGGAUGACUUGAAGAAGCCGGACAAACAAUCUCUUAGAGUUUGCGCUACAACGGGCAAGCGUAAGGCGUGUGCGGAUUGCAGCUGCGGCUUGGCUGAGGAGCUGCGAGGUGAAACUAAAGACACGCCGAAAUCGUCUUGCGGGAGUUGUUACCUUGGAGAUGCGUUCCGUUGUGCGACCUGUCCGUACCUCGGCAUGCCGGCUUUUAAGCCUGGAGAAAAAGUGUUGUUGGACCUAAAGUCUGAUAUAUGAGUUAUGCAGUAUAGUUCAUAAUUUCCUUAGAAUCUGUUGUAAACUAAGAUGGUUUUCAACUUUAUUUUAAUAGUAUUCGAGUUGUGAUUGCUUUUUAAUAAAUAUUUUGUUUAUAUUUUA